This is a messenger RNA of Betta splendens (Siamese fighting fish), 1688 nucleotides long. RefSeq names its product leptin-like. Gene Ontology annotation, molecular function: hormone activity. Gene Ontology annotation, cellular component: extracellular region. NCBI's taxonomy places the organism in Eukaryota, Metazoa, Chordata, Actinopteri, Anabantiformes, Osphronemidae. The transcript has 2 exons. The record is from RefSeq and is a predicted model, not a curated record. Gene Ontology annotation, biological process: signal transduction. The coding region runs from base 460 to 945 and encodes 161 amino acids.
CUAAGGGAUGAGUCAACAGCUCGACUAUAAGAUACCCUGAUGGAGCCCCACAGUGGCACACACGCAGCCACCAGCUAAGGUAAGGUCAACUCUCCUCUCCUAUUGCACCUGAAGGCUGCGCCGUCGUUUCACUUUAGCUGCAUCUGGUUUUGUUUCAAGAGUUAACAGCUUGUUGGGACGUUCGCCGACUUAUUUGAUCUUUGGACCAGUUGUACAAGCGUAAAACUACAGGUGUCUCUAACACAAAUAUUUGCUGGCGUGAACAAAUAUACGGAGGAAAUGACUAAAAGAUUAGAAAGUAAUAGUAAUAGUAGGAAACAAACAGGGCACUGAUAUGAACUUGUUGACGUGACAGCAGUGACAUUAAGAAACUAUUAACUGCAUACAUAAAUCCUAUUCCAUUUCAUCCUUCUCCCAGGAAUACUACUGCAUUGGGGAAUUCUGUGCAUCCUUGGAAAGAUGGACUACACUCUUGCGCUCCUGUUCUCUCUGAUGCACAUCCUGCAUGUGACCACAGCUGCUCCUCUGCCACCGGAAGUCGUGAAAAUGAAGACUAAGGUGAAAGGGAUGAGUGAGCUGCUGGUGAGGAGGCUGAACGAAGAUCUCCAGAUCCCUUCUGGGCCGACCUUCAGUCCACAGGCUAACGAUAUGGACGGCCUGUCCUCCAUUAUAACGGUCCUGAACGGUUACAACAGCCUGAUCUCCGACUCGCUCACCGGCGUCUCCCAGGUGAAGUCGGAUAUGUCCUCGCUGACGGGCUACCUCGAUCAGUGGAGGUCCGGACACUGUCCUGAGCAGCAGGCAAAGGUUUUGGUGCCGGCGCCGCUGGAGGAGCUGCAGAGACGGAAGCAUUUCACUCACACCGUGAGCUUCGAGGCUCUCAUGAGAACCAAGAAGUUCCUCAAGGAGCUGCUGAAGAACCUGGAUCAUCUUAAGACUUGCUAAAAGCGGAUUUUAGGAACAAUAAUUAGAGGUUUGUCGAAGCUUCGGAUACUGGAUGAGAGUCAGAAAGGUCUGAAGUUUAUUCUUGAACAGGUACUUAUUUAUAUGUAUUAUAUGUAUGUAUAUAUAUGUAUAUUAUAUGUAUUUAUUUAUCUAUUGUAAUUAGUAUUUUGUAAAAGUAAAAAAAAAAAAAGGAACCUCUUCAUCAGCAUGUUUGCAGCAAAGAUGAAGUUUCCUCAGGGAUGUUUCUAAGUGAACAGACCUGGAAUGGCUUUGCACAUAGAUAAAUGAGCUGCUAAUAUGUUCGCAUGAUCGCCCCGUUUAAUCAGUUAAGUCUGCCUGAAAGUUAGGAUCUGCGCGUUAACUCGAAAAAAAGCUGAUUCACGUUGACUUUAGCCGGAUACAUCAGUGGAGUGAUGUCAUCACUGGAAUCUCCUGCCCUGAAAAACGUGGAAAGUGGCCAAGAACAACAGCUGUGUUUGAUGAGGAGGAAAACGAGAGAAAGGGUGAAAAGAAACUUUGUCAGUUUUGUUUCUUCCAUAAUGGCUAUUUAUACGUUGUAUAUAUUUUGUAUUUUUGUACUGCCUAUAUUUUUUACAACUAAUUUGAACUGUUUAUACAUAUUUAAUAAACGUAUUAUUGUAUUUAACACUGCCAGUGAGAAACGAGCAUGGAAGAGAAAGACAAAGGCACGUAGACAAGGUUAAAGUGUCUCUGUGAUGAUUUAUCUCAGAGUUCAUGUGUGG